AAUCACAGUUGUACUGGUUUAUUCCAGAAAGGUUGACAAAAUAUGUAUGUUGGCAUGUUUCUAUUGAAGUGUGUUGCUUUCUGGUUGGUUUUCAACAGCUACGUUACAUGCCACAACAACUUAAGAAAUGAAGUUAAAUUUGAUGGAGAAUUGGCAAAAAGUGUCAAUGAAUUAAUAAAAGAAAAAGAUAAAGCAGUAAAAAUGGUAGAAGAAAAAAACAAGGUAAAUGUUGCAGACACAGUCGACAAUGUGUUAAAUGGUGUGACUGAAAUCUUGGUUGGUAUCAAGCAAAAGAAUUAUUUCGCUGUACUGCUAGGCAUUACCUCAACAAUUGAUUUUAUUGCACCGCUUUUUGGAAUUCCAGGUCUUGUAACACCUAUUGUCAAGAUAAUAUUUUCAAUUUUGAACCUUUCUGGCGUUGCAGAACUUGCACCUGCCGAAGACAAAUUUAAAAGCGCACUACAAGAAGAGGAUAUAAAGAACUUGCAAGAAGAGGUGCUAAUUUCCAUCCAAACCAUGAAAUCGAGAACAUCGGCUGAAGAUCUUAACACAAUAUUUUUGAAAACAAAGGAGAAACGUAUAAAAUUACACACAAGAGUCAAAGAGUACUGUGGUUUUAACAGGAAAGUAGAUCUUAGAAAAUGCAUAACCCUUCUGGAGUUGUUAUCAACUUAUACAAAGAGUCAAACUAUGUUGGCCAUUUUGUCAGAUAAAUCUGGCUCUAAAAAAAUACAGGAAAAGAUAAAGGAAUAUUGGAACGAAGACAAGGAUACUCUACGGUUUUUAUAUAACUUUGAAAACACAAAAAGAUCUCAACAGGUUAUACUUGCAGAAUUAUAUCGUCAUCCGGAGAGGUUUGUCACCGUGAACUACUUGAAAUCACUGGAUAAGGAAUUCAGUUUGUACGAGAGGCCAAGCAUUUUUGCAUGCGAUGAAGAAUGGUUACAGGGAACAUGUUCUGUCAUUAAGGGACAGAAAGCGGGUUCCCUAACUCGUCUUAAAUCAAUGUUUAUUCCACCUCAAGAAGAAGUUAAAUUGGCAGGAAAAGUCAAACAUAACUUUAUGACUGGGAAUGAGAUAACAUCCAACAGGGAAGUUUCCAUUGGACCUUUUAAAGGAAUGUCUGUUUAUUCGAGUGAAGAAAAGUUAAAAAAUAAACUAACUGUAAUAAUGAAUGUGGACAAAUCAAUUGAUGCUUCGAACUAUGUUCGCAUAUGCAGAGAAGAAGGAUGGUGCGAUACAAUACCAAAGCAAGAUGGCAGCCUUGAAAGUAUAAAUCAAAUUCGGUGGGGAAAAAAAAAGAGAAUAUCCUCUAUUUUAGUUCCAGAAGGAAUAAAAGUCGAAUAUGGCACACUCAAACCGAAAUACGCAUCAAAGAUACCGAUUGUUAUAUUUGGUCCACAUCUAGUAGAAGGUUUAGAAAAAUGCGUAUCCAAAGAUUUUGAUAAAUAUUACAUGCAAAUUACUGAGAGUGGUACCAGUGUGAUGAAAAAAAAACAUCCGAAGAAAGAAAAAGGUAAAAUCUAUUACGAGAAAGUCGAAGACAUCGAUUCACAUCCUGGAGAUAUGGCGUUACUGUGUAGCAAGAAGGGUGGCAUGGGUAUUUGCUUACAACAAGGAGAAACAAGUGAUUCAAUCUAUAGUGAACUGGAAAAUCGUCAAUGUCAAUUUAACAUCAAAUCAAUCAACAUCCCACCGUCCCUGUGCGUGACGAUAAAGACAAAUCAUUAUCAGGAAAAAACGAUAACUGACACGAUAGAGGAAUUUGAUGAUUAUCCAUAUUUUACUAUAACCAAAAUUUAUGCAACCAGAUCAUAUGGAACAUCUAAAUGUUGAUAGGAUAGGAAAUAGCCGUCUGCUAUUAAAACUAUAUUUCCAGAUGUUAUACAGAUUGUAAAAGAUUGCCAAACUAUGAAACUCAUCCUAAGACCAACUAAAACACUGUUUCUACACGUACUAUGAACUUUCAACGGUUGAAUUUUCGAUGACUUACUACCUUCAGGUUAUUUAGUUUCAAUGUAUUAACCCAUACUAGUAAUUACACUUCUCCAUUUCGGAUCAUAAUAGGCUCUUGUAUGUAUUUCUUCGUAAUGCGGGUAUUGGAGAAAUUCUCAGUGGAGCGAGCCGGGGUAUAAAGAA
Molecule: messenger RNA, 2139 nt
Organism: Hydractinia symbiolongicarpus
Lineage: Eukaryota; Metazoa; Cnidaria; Hydrozoa; Anthoathecata; Hydractiniidae
Exons: 5
Coding region: 43-1836 (597 amino acids)
Source: RefSeq, a predicted model, not a curated record